CGACAAAAAAAAAGGCAGAGGACUAAGCGAUUAAACCCUAAACCCACCACUGGAUCUGCUCGUCGGCGUCGCCGUUCUCCAUCUUCUCCGCCCUCUCUUAUAAUCUCGGAGAGUAUUCGAGUAUGAACCCGAAAGCUUCAGACUCGCCUCAGAAACAAUUUUUAAAACCAAAUGCGGUGGUUCCAUGGAUGCGAGCUCCGGUCGACGUAAGUUGCAUCGAAAGCUGCAAUCUCGACACCCUCCCUUCCCUUGACCCGAGGUUGAAUAAGGCAUUGACGAACAUGGGAAUCUCUUCGCUUUUUCCUGUGCAAGUUGCGGUCUGGCACGAGACACUGGGGCCAGGUGGUUUUGAAAGAGACAUAUGUGUUAACUCACCUACAGGAAGCGGGAAGACAUUGGCUUAUGCUUUACCUAUUGUGCAGAUGCUAGCAUCUCGUCCAGUGAGAUGUCUCCGGGCCUUAGUUGUAUUGCCUACUCGUGAUUUGGCCUUGCAGGUUAAGGAUGUGUUCAAUGCUAUAGCACCAGCUGUGGGCUUAUCUGUUGGUUCAGCUGUGGGUCAAUCUUCAAUUGCUACCGAGAUUUCACAGCUCAUUAAAAAGCCUAAACUUGAAGCUGGAAUUUGCUAUGACUUUGAGGAUUCAUCACAGAGUCUUGAAAGUGCAGUGGACAUAUUAGUGGCAACACCAGGAAGGCUGAUGGACCAUAUCCACAACACCAAGGGCUUCACCCUUGAGCAUUUGCGUUACCUUGUUGUUGAUGAAACUGACAGAUUGCUCAGGGAGGCAUAUCAAUCCUGGCUACCUGCUGUCCUUAAACUUACUCAGAGUUCCGAUGAGAACCCGUUUCCAACUUCCGCAGCAUCACCUUCCUCUUUUGGUUAUUUGAGAACGUUCCAUAGGCAAAGUAUAGCGAGAGGAUUCAAGGGUAAACCAUUCCCAAGGCUUGUGAAGAUUGUAUUGUCAGCCACAUUAACGCAAGAUCCAAGCAAGCUAAUUCAGCUUGACCUGCAUCAUCCCUUGUUCUUGACAACUGGAGAAAGCCGAUAUAAACUUCCAGAGAAGCUGGAAUGCUACAAAUUGAUUUGUGAAACUGAGCUCAAGCCAGUAUAUUUGGUGGCUCUUCUAAAAACAUGGGAAGGUGAAAAGUGCAUCAUUUUCACAUCCUCUGUAGAGACUACUCGCCGGCUAUGCAAGUUACUCAACUUUUUCGGUGACUCAAAAAUAAAAGCGAAAGAAUACUCUGGUGGUCUGAACCAAUCAGUUCGAAGCAAGGAACUAAAGGCCUUCAGGAAAGGCGAUAUACAGGUGCUUGUUGCCUCCGAUGCUUUUACACGUGGGAUGGAUGUUGAAGGGGUGAAGAAUGUCAUUAACUAUGAUAUGCCCCCCUUUGCUAAGACCUUCAUUCAUCGUGCUGGACGGACUGCCAGAGCAGGACAGUCUGGCCGCUGCUUCACAUUGCUAGAUAAGCGCGAGGUGAGUCGUUUCAAGAAGAUUCUGAAGAAAGCUGGGAAUGAUUCUUGUCCAGACUAUUCAAUCCCGUCCAGUUCAAUCGACGAUAUCCGUGCUACUUUCGCACCCGCUCUAGAGAAGCUGAAGGAGUCUGUUGAAUCGGAAGCACCAAGGAAAGGAAGGCACGGCGGCAUUAUUAAUAGCAAGUCAAGAACAGGAAGCAGCCAAAAGAAGAGGAACAGAACAGCAGCUCCUCAGGUGUCGGAAGAGAGAUCAUAGAUUUGUCCAAACGCUGUUAUAAGCCGCGAGUUUCAUCUCUGUGUUCUUGUUUGUCUUUGUAAAUUUAUGUAUUUGAGGUGUUAGAUUAGCUAUAUUCUUCACAUUGGCAGAUUGUAUUCAUCAUAGUUUCGAUAACUAUAAACCCUUUAAUUUUUAUUUAUUUAUUUA
This is a messenger RNA of Tarenaya hassleriana, 1895 nucleotides long. Its product is annotated as DEAD-box ATP-dependent RNA helicase 1. Bases 123 to 1727 code for a protein of 534 amino acids. NCBI's taxonomy places the organism in Eukaryota, Viridiplantae, Streptophyta, Magnoliopsida, Brassicales, Cleomaceae. Gene Ontology annotation, molecular function: nucleic acid binding; ATP binding. The record is from RefSeq and is a predicted model, not a curated record. The transcript has 10 exons. Gene Ontology annotation, cellular component: nucleus.